UUUCCCACGGACUUUUGCCCUAUCCAUCUCUCUUCUGAACUGUCUCUGACUGCUAUUUCUAACCACCUUCUGUUUGUGCUUUCUCCCCCCUGACCCUUCGGCAGAUCAAGUGCGUGCUCCUGCAGUGGCUGCCGUGGCUCCUGCGUAUGAACCGGCCGGGCAAGAAGAUCACGCGCAAGACAAUCAUGAUGAACAACAAGAUGCGAGAGCUUGAGCUCAAGGAGCGGUCGUCCCGCUCGCUGCUGGCCAACGUGCUCGACAUCGACGACGACAUCCGCCAGAUCCACGCGUCGGGCACCACCACGCCGGCAGGAGGAGGGGCAAGGGGGACGCCCUCCUACAACGGUGGAUACCACCGCCUCCUGGGCCGGUCCUACGAGGAAGGAGCUCCCCUGCUGGCGCCGCACUCCUCCUUCUGCUUUCAGAACACGCGCGAGCUGCAGAACAUCUUGCGCGAGCUCCGCUUCAUCACCAACCAGAUGAGAAGCAACGAGGACGACACCGAGGUGAGGCACGACUGGAAGUUCGCUGCGAUGGUGGUGGACAGGUUCUGCCUCAUCACCUUCACCCUCUACACCGUCAUCUCCUCGGUGGUGGUCCUCCUGUCGGCGCCGCAUAUCGUGACCAACUAGGAAUGAGCUCAGAUCCUACGCAUGGAUCUUGCAUUAAGUUAUGAAUAUCACUAAUAUUUGAUGAUGAUAUAUCCAAGUGUAGAACGAGUUGACCAGAUAUCACUGAUUUUAUAUAACGGAAGUGAUAUUCGUCCUUAUUUCGUCAGAACCUUAGAACUAGCAUACAUCGAAUACCAUCAUAAUAUCCAGUUCAAGUUCUUCUUUGCCAUGUUACAUCCCAUCGACGCCAGUUCCAAUACGAAAGAAAAAAAAAUAAGUGGUAGUAUACAUACUUUGUGAUGAAAAAGGAUCUUGACUUUAGAGUUGGUGCUUCAAUAAACAAAUACUAUACACUUUGGAAAAAAAAAAAUGCAAUGGCGGUUCGGGAAGACCUUUUCCAGAUGCUAUUGUUAAUCAGUUUCAGCCUGUCUGCUUUGGCGGGUCCGAAAUGUGAUGAAGAGUAUGUAUACUAAGCUGAUAUUCAAAUAUGUGAAAAGAGUAUUCAUACAAAACAUACAAAUCAAGUGAAAUAAAAAUUAUAAGAUUUCCAAUUGAAAGAUUUUGAUGAAAAUUGC
Penaeus chinensis is the source of this 1186-nucleotide messenger RNA. RefSeq names its product acetylcholine receptor subunit alpha-type unc-63-like. The coding region runs from base 147 to 632 and encodes 161 amino acids. The record is from RefSeq and is a predicted model, not a curated record. NCBI's taxonomy places the organism in Eukaryota, Metazoa, Arthropoda, Malacostraca, Decapoda, Penaeidae. Gene Ontology annotation, biological process: monoatomic ion transport. Gene Ontology annotation, cellular component: membrane. The transcript has a single exon.